Messenger RNA from Emys orbicularis (European pond turtle), 2196 nucleotides. RefSeq names its product zinc finger protein 512B (gene ZNF512B). The transcript has 16 exons. Gene Ontology annotation, molecular function: zinc ion binding. NCBI's taxonomy places the organism in Eukaryota, Metazoa, Chordata, Testudines, Emydidae. The record is from RefSeq and is a predicted model, not a curated record. Bases 1 to 2196 code for a protein of 731 amino acids.
AUGGCGGAUCCAUAUUCCUUCAGAGGUGGAAGGAGAGCUGCAGGGUCCAGCAAAACCAGCGCAAGCAAAGAAGGCAGCAGGACAGAGAUGAGGGUAAAUCCGACCCCUGAGCCCCCCAAGCUGGGAAACGCAACCAGCGACAAAACAGAAGGCAAGAAGAAAGGGAGACCUAAGGCAGAAAACCAGGUGCUGAAAGACAUUCCUCUGCCCCUGAUGAACCAGUGGAAAGAUGAGUUCAAGGCCCAUUCCAGGGUGAAGUGCCCCAAUUCAGGCUGCUGGCUGGAGUUCCCCAGUAUUUACGGCCUGAAGUACCAUUAUCAGCGCUGCCAAGGGGGGGCGAUCUCGGAGAAGCUGACUUACCCUUGCUCUUACUGCGAAGCUGCCUUCACAUCCAAAACCCAGCUGGAAAAGCACAGGCUCUGGAACCACUUGGAUAGGCCGGGACCAGCUAGCAAAGCAGAAAACAAAGUGCAGAAAGCCGUUGGCAAGGCCAGUGGCAAGAAAAGAGCUGCUGAGAGUUCAGAUUCCCCCACCAUCCAUCCCAAACAGGCCAAGGUGGAGAAGACUGUGGUCCCCGAGAAUGGAGAGUGCCUGGUGGAGAGCAGGAAGAACAAAGUAUUUCAGAUCACGGCAGCGGAGGCCGUAGCAGCAGCUACCCCGACGGCCAAGUCUUCGAGCUGCAAGGAUCCCCAACAGCAAGGGGGCACGCAGGCUUCCCUCCAGGAGGAGGACCCAGAGAGGAUGAAGCACAGAAGGAAACAGAAAACUCCUAAGAAAUUUACCGGGGAGCAACCGUCCAUCUCUGGGACAUUUGGAUUGAAAGGCCUGGCAAAAGCAGAGGACAAGGCAAAGGCCCAUCGAGCCAAGAAACUGGAGGGGACCAGCAACACAGAUGAGCUGAAAAAGAAGCCUCCAGGAGCUGGUGUGAAAAGGGAGGCCGUGGCGCAUUUAUCCUCAGCAAACCCAGAGGACCAAUGGCAGCGGGAGAUCAAUGAGAAAGGAGAAGUUGCCUGUCCUACGUGUGGCGUUAUAACCAGGAAAACCAUUGUUGGGCUCAAAAAGCACAUGGACGUCUGUCAAAAACUGCAGGAUGCCUUGAAAUGUCAACACUGCAAAAAGCAGUUCAAGUCCAAAGCUGGGCUCAACUAUCACACCAUGGCUGAGCAUGUCAACAAGCCUGGUCCUGUGGAAACCGCUGGAGUUGGUGAACAGGAAGAGCGGGAAAGGCUGAGGAAAGUGCUAAAGCAGAUGGGGAAACUGAAAUGCCCCAACGAGGGUUGCACAGCCAACUUUUCCAGUCUGAUGGGGUACCAGUACCACCAGAAACGGUGUGGGAAGCAGCCCUCUGAAGUGGAGAAGCCCAUAUUCACCUGCCCACAUUGCAGGAAGAAGUAUAAAUCCAAGGCAGGACAUGACUACCACGUGCGGUCGGAGCACACUUCUUCGCCUCCCGAGGAGCCAAAGGUGAAGCCAGAGGCCAGCCCAGUAGAAGAUUUUGAAAGGACUCCUAGUGGUAGAAUCCGGCGCACAUCAGCCCAAGUAGCAGUCUUCCACCUGCAGGAGAUAGCUGAGGACGAACUGGCCAAGGACUGGACCAAACGAAGGAUGAAGGACGACCUGGUACCUGAAACCAAGCGACUAAAUUACACCCGGCCGGGGCUUCCGAAGUUAAAUCCGAGGCUGUUGGAAACCUGGAAAAAUGAAGUGAAGGAGAAAGGACACAUCAACUGCCCCAAUAACAGCUGUGAAGCCAUCUACUCCAGCGUUUCUGGCCUGAAAGCCCACCUGACUAACUGCAACAAGGGAGACCACUCUGUUGGGAAGUACCGGUGCCUUCUCUGCCAGAAGGAGUUUAGCUCAGAAAGUGGAGUCAAGUACCAUAUCCUCAAGACUCACUCAGAGAACUGGUUCCGAACCUCUUCAGAGGCAGCCCGGAAGAAAAAGAACAGGGACCAGAUUUCCUCUAGCCAGGAGGAGAAAAAGAAAAGCACAACUGGAAAGAAAAGGGGGAGGAAACCCAAGGAAAGGCCCCCGGAAGCGUCUCCGAAAGGCAAAGAGAGCUCGGCAGCAAAGACUAAUCAUAAGAAAGCCACAGAGCCCUGGGAAGGAUCCAACUGCAGCCCCGAAGGGAGAGAGAGAGGCACCAAGCUACCCACCAACAGGAAAGGGGGAGCCAGUAAGAUGCCUGAGAAAUAA